Vanrija pseudolonga is the source of this 1869-nucleotide messenger RNA. RefSeq names its product Cell wall protein PRY3. NCBI's taxonomy places the organism in Eukaryota, Fungi, Basidiomycota, Tremellomycetes, Trichosporonales, Trichosporonaceae. Bases 353 to 1678 code for a protein of 441 amino acids. The transcript has 2 exons. The record is from RefSeq and is a predicted model, not a curated record.
ACUUGUACUACAAACUAACCACCAAAAGCAAGAGCGAGCAGAGCAGCAGCAGUAGCAAACAGGCAGCGCCUGGCCUAACUCGACCCUCCCUCCUUUGCCUCGUCCUCGUCCCCUCUCGUCUCGUCUCCGUCUCUCUCUCUGUACUCUACUCUACACUUGUCCGACCAGCUCUGCGAGCGCUCGACAUACUACGACGACACUCUACCCGACGCUCAUUACAUCGCGACCACACACGCCUCUCGCCCGCCCGCACGCACGCACACUCGCUACGACCACCGAAGCUGCUGCCGACCACGACCACAUCAACCCCCUCUGACGUACCCAACACACUCACCUACGACAACACCUCAGCAUGACCUGCGUGCUCGUCCUCGCGACCGUUCUCCUGGCCCUGGUGGCCCCCGCCUCCGCCGCGCCCCGCCACCGCAGGGGCAAGCGCUGUGCCCGCAAGUCUACUGCUGUUCCGUCCACCGCUGCGGUGACGUCCGCAGCCGCUGCUCCGAUCAGCAGCGGUUCGGCCGUCGCCCCCGUCCCGGCUGCCAGCGGGAGCGCGGUGCAGCCCCCCGUCACGCACAGCAAUGCCUCACUCUUGGCCGAGCCCGCCGACGAGAACCACGGCCCCGCGCAGUCUGGCUCGUACCUUUUCGCCGCUGUGCCGUCCGGUGUGCCGGUGACGGUCAACUCGACGGCCAACUCGACCACUAACUCGACGACCAGCUCGACGACCGUGGUGCCGACGUCAGCCAAUGUCACCAGCGUGCUGCCUACAUCUGCCAACUCGACCACUGUUGAGCCCACCUCGUCAGCUUCCGCCAACUCGACGACCGUUGAGCCUACCCCGUCUGCCUCGGCCAACUCGUCCGCCGUGUCCUCUAUCAUCGAGUCCGUGACUUCUAUCUUCAACUCGACGACCACUCCCGAGCCCACGUCCGCCAACGCGACCACUGUUGAGCCUUCUGUCAACGCGACCUCUGUCUCUGUGACUUCGGCCGCCCCAACGUCCUCGUUCUCGGCCAACGCCACGACGGUGGCCCCGAGUGACGUCGCCAGCGCGACCUCCCCUACCAACUCGACGUCUGUGGACUCUGCCUCGACCACGAGUAACAUCUCCGCCUCCAGCACCGUGUCGUCCGCUUCCAGCACCGGAUCCGCCACCCCCACGCCCGCGCCCACUGGCCCACAGACCGGCCCGGCCGACCAGCAGAACCUCCUCCUCGACCUGCACAACACGCUUCGCGCCGAGUUCUCGGCACCGCCCGUCACCUGGAACGACUCUCUCGCAGAGUAUGCGGCCAGCUGGGCGCCGCACUGCACCCUUCAGAACUCGGCCGGUGCGGCCGGUGAGAACCUCGCCGCCGGUGCGGGCAACUAUGACCUCACCGCCCUCUUCAACUACUGGAGUUCCGAGCAGAACCAGUACGACUGGAGCAACCCGGGCAUGGUGGGCAAGGACGGAUCUCGCGUCGGGCACUUCACCCAGGCGGUGUGGCAGGACACGACGUCGAUCGGCUGCGCUUGGAUCUCGAGCUGUGCCCCCAACACCGUCUUCCAGGGCAUUGACUCGACCAUCCUUCUCAUCUGCGAGUACUGGCCCCACGGCAACGUAGUUGUCCCCAACAAUGUCAACUGGACGCAGCAGUGGUUCGAGACAAACGUCGGUCCAAAGCUCUCUAGCUAGUGUGACGACGCAGGGCUUCCCAUUCAGUGGACUCUAUUAGGUUGUUUGUUGCUGUGCCUCAUCCCUUCCUACCCUCCUCCUCCCCUCAGUAUCCUAUCCCUCUCCACGCGCUAGCGCAGAGCGCUAUGCCUCCCUGUUUGUGUACUUGUGUGCGCUUGAUGCGUCUAUGCACGUGCCUCUCCCCCGAGACA